This is a messenger RNA of Vicia villosa (hairy vetch), 384 nucleotides long. RefSeq lists its product as uncharacterized. Bases 1 to 384 code for a protein of 127 amino acids. NCBI's taxonomy places the organism in Eukaryota, Viridiplantae, Streptophyta, Magnoliopsida, Fabales, Fabaceae. The transcript has 2 exons. The record is from RefSeq and is a predicted model, not a curated record.
AUGGCUGCUGCAAGACGCGAUUUUGUUGUUGAAAUCACUCCGGCAAAAGAAUCAUGGGAUGUUGUUGUUCGAGUUAUUCGCUUAUGGUUUGUUCCAGACAUGAAUUCGAAACAAAAAUAUUAUGCGAUGGAAAUGAUUCUAAUGGAUGAAAAGGGUGGCAAGAUUCAGGCUUCUGUUCGAAAAGUUUUGCUCUAUCGAUUUGAUAACAAAGUUCGAGAGGGUAAUGUUUAUAACUUUAAACAUUUUGGUGUCGCCACUAAUACUGGAGCGUAUAGGACCAUAAAACAUCAGUUCAAAUUGAGUUUGCAGAAUUCCACAGUGGUUACAGAAUUUGGUGCUGAUCUGAUAACUUUCUCCCCUUACUCAUUUGUAUCUUUCCCAUAG